AUGCCGUCCAAUGAGAGCGAGAAAGCGAUUUUGGUCCUUGAUCCUUCGGUAAAUGGAAGAAGGGUGAGGGCACAGUCGGGGCCUGCCUGUCAUCCUACGCGCUCAGGCGCUAAUGCGGAGAAAAGAAGUUUGGAAACGAAGCGGCCACGCACUGUGCCCGAAGCGAGACAGGCAGAAGCAACGACCUCGCUAUUGAGGAGAACAGGGAAUGCGAGGUCACCUCUUAUAAUAGUCACUGGCGGUCGCCUUCAAAAUGGCGAAAGCCUGAGAUCUGCAGAGGCCUACAUCAUCGAUGAAGAAAGAUGGGUCCCGUUACCAGAAAUGAAUAUUCCCCGUUACCUUCAUUCUGUUGUUGCCAUCGACAAUCGAGUUGUGGUCAGUGGUGGUGAUACCGGUCCAGAAAGAACGGAUACCAUCGAAAUAUUGAAUCUUAAUGAAGCCCCUCUGCGAUGGAUCAUCUCUGAUGCGAGACUGCGUGUUCCACUGUGUGCUCAUCAGACGGUUGCUCGUGAAGGAAAGUUGAUAGUCAUCGGGGGGAAUGACGAAAAUGAUGAUCCUGGAACUGUUGGGAAUUCAAACAAAAUCUAUGAAGUCGACCUCGUUCACCCCUACUCCACCAGGAUUUUGUGUUUUCUUCCUCAACCAAUGUCAUGGCAUGGUGCUGAGAUGAUUAACGAUAGAAUAUUCAUCUUUGGUGGAGGAAGAGGCUUCACUAACCCAUACAAUCAGAUCUCGGUGUAUGACCCUAGCACAAACACUUGCCACCAAAGUGUUCAAGGUUUACCUCACAGAGUCCAAGGACUAGCAGCGGUAAUUUGGUCAAACAGAGUUCUACUUCUGGGAGGGGUUGAUGCUGGUGGUCAAGAAUUAAACACCGUCAUUUCGUACAACGUAACGUCAGGUGUAACAAGGCCAUUGGUUUCAAUGCAGCAGCGAAGAGGUGGUUGCACAGCUGUCAUACAUACCAUUCAAGGUCAGCAACAGCAACAAGAACGAGGUGUGAUUGUCGCUUUAGGAAGUUUGGGAGACCUUCACACAGUUGAAAGAUGCGUUCUUGGUACAAAUGCCUGGAGUGAUAUGCGUCCCACAUUAGAAGCUCGACAACUAUUCACCAGCAACACAGCAGCCGUUUUUCAGCCAGUAUUCUAG
This is a messenger RNA of Dendronephthya gigantea, 1149 nucleotides long. RefSeq names its product kelch-like protein 29. Gene Ontology annotation, molecular function: protein binding. The record is from RefSeq and is a predicted model, not a curated record. Lineage: Eukaryota; Metazoa; Cnidaria; Anthozoa; Malacalcyonacea; Nephtheidae. The coding region runs from base 1 to 1149 and encodes 382 amino acids. The transcript has a single exon.